ACAGCGCGAGCUCCGGCGAGGUCGGUGUGGAUCUUCUGGCACUCCGGCCCCCAGCCGCUGCUGCGAUCCCCAGCCCGCCGCCCGGCCGAAGCGGGGAAAGGGGCGGUGGGGGCGGGGCGGCGUCCGGCUCUGGGAGAGCUGGGGGAGGAGCGCAGCGGCGACGGCGGCCGCUCUAGAAGAGGAGAAGGAGGCGGAGGAGCUCCUUUCCUCUUCUCAGACCCCGGAGCGUCCGGGACGCAGAGCCCGGAACUGGGGGACGCGGCGACUGCGGGGGCCACGGAAUCUCCCUGGAAAAAGAGACAUGAAUGUCUGCAAUGAUAUUUCCUGACAAGAAGUUGAUACAAGAGAAGGAAAGGAGAUCAACAGCUAGUGAGCAGAAUUUCAGAUAACCAGGAUUUAGUGUUUAUCACUUCCAACUACAGACUUUCAUUGCAUACUUUUAAAUCAGAGAUAACUACAGUCAGAACCCAGACAAGACAAAAGGAUACUUUUCAUCCAUAUUUUUUGAGAUAAAAGAAACCACAAUGUCUAGAAAACAAAGCCAGAAGGAUACAUCAGGAUUCAUUUUUGAUUUGCAGUCCAAUACUGUAUUGGCCCAAGGAGGAGCUUUUGAGAACAUGAAAGAGAAGAUAAAUGCAGUGCGUGCAAUAGUUCCCAAUAAGAGCAACAAUGAAAUCAUCCUGGUUUUGCAACACUUUGAUAAUUGUGUGGACAAAACAGUACAAGCAUUCAUGGAAGGUAGCGCUAGUGAAGUACUCAAAGAAUGGACAGUCACAGGCAAAAAAAAGAACAAAAAGAAGAAAAGCAAACCAAAGCCUACAGCAGAAGCAAGUAACAGUAUCCCAGAUUCCAGUAAAUCGGUUGCCGUUCAAGAGGAACAGACUGUGCCUUCUUCAGAGAAAGGUGGUAUUAAUGGUUAUCAUGUUAACGGUGCCAUCAAUGAUACUGAGUCUGUGGACUCACUCAGUGAAGGUAUGGAGAUACUUUCAGUAGAUGCCAGAGAAUUGGAAGAUCCUGAGUCUACUGCACCAGACAUGCUGGAUAGAACAGGGUCCAUGCUGGAGAAUGGCAUCUCUGAUUUUGAGCCCAAGUCUUUGACUAUGCAGUCCAUUCAGAAUUAUCAACAAAAUAGGAAUGCUGCCAAAUCUCUCUCAAGACCUACCACAGCAUCUCAGUUUUCAAAUCUGGGGAUGGAAGAUCUUCCACUCUCUUCCACCAGCAAAAAGCUAGGUUCCAAUAUUGAAAAAUCGGUGAAAGACCUCCAGCGCUGUACAGUGUCUCUCGCACGGUAUCGAGUUGUAGUUAAAGAAGAGAUGGAUGCUUCCAUUAAGAAAAUGAAACAAGCUUUUGCUGAAUUGCAGAGUUGUUUAAUGGAUCGAGAAGUGGCAUUGCUUGCUGAAAUGGACAAAGUGAAAGCUGAAGCAAUGGAAAUUUUGCUCAGCCGACAAAAGAAAGCUGAACUUCUAAAGAAGAUGACUGAUGUGGCUGUUCGCAUGUCAGAGGAGCAAUUGGUUGAGCUCAGAGCUGAUAUCAAGCACUUUGUUAGUGAGCGUAAAUAUGAUGAGGACCUGGGACGAGUAGCCCGGUUCACCUGUGAUGUAGAGACGCUGAAGAAGGACAUUGAGUCAUUCGGACAAGUGUCCCAUCCAAAGAACAGCUACUCAACCAGAUCCCGAUGCAGCAUGGUUCCAUCUGUGUCCUUGAGUAGCCCGUGUGAUGCCUCUGCCACUUCCUCUUCCACCUGUGCCUCUGCUCCCAGCCUUACAAGUGCUAACAAGAAGAACUCAGCACCAGGAGAGACUCCUGCACCUAUAGCAAACCCCAGCAGCCGGCCCUACCAGCCUCAUCGAGAGGUAUUGCCGGGGAAUAGACGAGGAGGACAGAACUACAGGCCACAAGGCCAGAAGUUGAACGACCCCACGAACCAAGGGCGACAUGACAGUGUGGCUCGUUACAGGAAUAGCUCGUGGUAUUCAUCCAGUUCCAGGUAUCAGAAUGCUCCAUCCCAGGCAUCAGGAAACAUUAGUGAAUGGGGCCAGGCCCACUCUGCAGGGACCAAUGGAACUGGAGCCAGCUUGGAGCCCAGUGCUCCCAAGCCCUCAUUCAAAAAGGGGCUCCCCCAGCGCAAACCUAGGACCUCUCAGCUUGAAGCUGUGAACUCCUGAAGGCAGCUCCAGUUGGCCUCUCUCCUUUAUCCCACACAAUUCAACUUGGUAACUGGACUUUAGGACACUUAUAGUUAGAUGUAAUAACAAAAAGAAGUUUACACAUAUCACUUUUUAUGCCAUUCUAAAUAUUUUUGGUUUCUUCUCUCCUCAUUUCCUCUCCACCAUUUUUGGAGGGGAAGCUGUUUUUUCCCUUGACCUUACCCAAUGAUAUGGAUUGAAUCUGAUUGGUCACUUCCACUAGGAAUCAUAGGCAACCGAUGCCAGGUUUCCCAGGGGCAAGCAAUGUUCUUCCCAGUGCACCGGGCCUUUCAGUUGCCCGAAGAGGCCUUCCUCAGCAACUCCCUACUGUUGAGGCUCUCAGGAGGAGAUGGAUCAGAACUAGUCCAGUUGCCUUUCCAGCCUAAGCAAAAGGCACACAUUCCUGGCAGGUCGCCUCUGCACAACAGUAUAACCAGGAAAGGCAGUGAGGGGAUCGUGUACUACACUGAAUUAGCCAGAGAAGUGGAAAUUCAAUUGGUAAAAAGGAAAGAACACUAGGAAACGUUUGAGAAUCUGCCUCUGCUCCCAGAAUGUGCCUAAGAUGACACUCAGGUCAGGGUUUCAAUCUCCUGCUUGGCGCCAUAGCCUAACCUGCAAUCUCUUCAGAAUGCCUAAAGCCUCGUUUCCUAUGGCCUUAGACUCUAGACCAGUCUAGGGAAGUCUAUGGGAAAGGAGCGUUUAAUUAAAGGAAAAAAAAAAUGUUUCUUUGUUUCAGAGUUUGAAGAUUUUUGUUGUUAUUGUUCUCCCUUGUUCCUGAAUCCUAUUCUGAUCCUCAACCAAAUUUAUAGCAAUAUAAUUAGUGUUAAUCUAAGGUGUUACCCAUAAACAAAUUGCCAGUCUUUAUAGUUGGAUAAAUAAAAACAAUUGCAUUAAUAUUCCCA
Molecule: messenger RNA, 3088 nt
Organism: Suricata suricatta (meerkat)
Lineage: Eukaryota; Metazoa; Chordata; Mammalia; Carnivora; Herpestidae
Gene: SPATS2
Product: spermatogenesis associated serine rich 2
Exons: 13
Coding region: 525-2165 (546 amino acids)
Cellular component (GO): cytoplasm
Molecular function (GO): protein binding
Source: RefSeq, a predicted model, not a curated record